AUGGCUGCAGUGCAAGAGGCGCGACGUGAACCUAUUCAGGCCGUCCAGGUUUUCGGCCGGAAGAAAACGGCUACUGCAGUGGCUUACUGCAAACGAGGUCGUGGAGUUCUCCGUGUAAAUGGCCGCCCAUUGGACCUGGUUGAGCCCCGUCUGCUUCAAUACAAACUGCAGGAGCCCAUCCUACUGCUCGGCAAGGAGAAAUUCUCCGGUGUCGACAUCAGAGUUACAGUGAAGGGUGGUGGUCAUGUUGCACAGGUCUAUGCUAUCAGACAGGCCAUCUCAAAGGCUCUUAUUGCCUUUUACCAGAAAUAUGUAGAUGAAGCAUCCAAGAAGGAAAUUAAGGACACCCUUGUCCAAUACGACAGGAGUUUGCUAGUCGCCGAUCCUCGUCGCUGCGAGCCCAAGAAGUUUGGUGGUCCAGGAGCUCGUGCCAGAUACCAGAAAUCUUACCGUUAA
Messenger RNA from Parnassius mnemosyne (clouded apollo), 456 nucleotides. The record is from the annotation of a GenBank genome assembly. NCBI's taxonomy places the organism in Eukaryota, Metazoa, Arthropoda, Insecta, Lepidoptera, Papilionidae.